Molecule: messenger RNA, 567 nt
Organism: Daldinia childiae
Lineage: Eukaryota; Fungi; Ascomycota; Sordariomycetes; Xylariales; Hypoxylaceae
Product: AP-3 complex subunit sigma-2
Exons: 2
Coding region: 1-567 (188 amino acids)
Biological process (GO): vesicle-mediated transport; protein transport
Cellular component (GO): intracellular membrane-bounded organelle
Source: RefSeq, a predicted model, not a curated record
AUGAUAAACGCAGUUCUGGUCUUUAACGGCCAGGGCCAACCAAGGCUGACCAAGUUCUAUACUCAGCUAGAAACUAGCAUCCAGCAGCGCCUCAUCUCCGAGAUCUUCACUCUAGUUUCGAACCGCCCCGACGGAGCAUGUAAUUUCCUCCCCCUACCCCCUCUGCUUGCCGCAUCCGGCACCUCGCAAUCCGCGUCCGAGCCUCACAACGACGUCCCCUCGCUCGUGACCUACCGCCACUACGCCACCCUCUACUUCAUCAUCAUAUCCACGUCGACCGAGUCGCCGCUAGCCCUGCUCGACCUGAUCCAGGUGUACGUCGAGUCGCUAGACAAGCUGUUCGAGAACGUCUGCGAGCUCGACCUCAUCUUCAACUUCGAGACCCUCCACGCCGCCCUGAGCGAGAUGAUCGUAGGCGGCGUCGUCAUCGAGACGAACCUGGACCGCAUAGUCGCCGGCGUGCGCGCCCAAGGCACCAUCGCAAAGCGCCCGGUCAACGAGUCUAGGGGCACGGGACUGGGCGCCGGGCUGGGUGUGGGAGGACAUUUCGUAUGGCCCGGCAGGUGA